AUGGCGCCCUCACCUGAUGCAUCCGCAACUGGUGCCCCUCGUGAUGCAACACUCCUGGUCCCCAUGAAGAUAGAUAUCUUGGGACUGGGAAACCAGGAGGCGUAUUCAGAGCAAUGCCCCAGUGUCACUCUGCUUCCAACGAACCUGUUCGAUUACUCUAAACUUCGAUUACGAAAGCAAACAGUCCAGGCAGACCUACAGGACCAUGCAGACUUUGAUAGUGCCAGAGUCACAGCGGCCAACCCACGGCUCUAUGAUCUUACCACUUCACAACCACGCCCUCACGUGUCCGGGAUAAGUAUAUCGUGGACAUUGCCGCAGAUGUAUCGAUGGGAAUCAGCGUCGGAAAAGCAAGAUGAGUUUAAAGCAGCUGCUACUCCACCAAACCGUUGGAUGGUCGCGAGAGUGACUCGGAACGCAGCCACCAAUGCUGGUUGGGUCAUUGAAAGCGAUGUCUGCCGGCAUAUCGACGACAUCGACCCCUCCGUUGACCUGAUGACCGACGUAUCUCAGUAUAUCCGCGAGCCUAAAGACUUGGCAGAUGAGCGUAUCAUUGACCUUCAAGGAGAGUAUUUCCUAGGCGAGAAGAGGAACUUGGAAGGUUGGGUCGAAAGAAGCGAUUCUUCCGACAUCGUUCGCGUCAAGCCACUCAAGGCCAACAGUGCAGGCAAUAUCUUGUUUGCAGACUACCAGCCUCAUAACCCCAAUGUGUUCAGUUUCCACGAUCCCUUGGAUGAUAUACCUGCCGGCACAGAGAUCGGAUACUCGGUAAUCGGAUGGCAUGCAGACAUAAACGAAGAUCCAUUGAUGAGUAAAGCUCCUGACAUUACCAAUGGUAAGCUUCUUGCGCAACUGAACAUGGUGCUGGACAAGAACAAGAUGGAUCAAGCUGAAGUGACGAAAUGGACAACAUCUCAGAGUCCUGCUCGGCAUAUCUGUCAUGGAAGUACGUAUACUUUGUUGAAAUGGGACCCUGAUGGCAAAUCCAUCGAUGUGCACAAUCCCUCCCUAUCCGCAGAGGCUCAGGCAGUUAUCAUGAAAACAGAUGGUAGUUUGGCUGUCGGUACCGACCCCUUUGACGCGCUUGGGGCUUUGAUGCAGGCUGGCAAUGCAGGCCAGUCACAUCAGGAUCUUCAGAAACUGCAAAACAUCGCUGUGUCGGGAUCUCAUGAUGCAGAUCUAGAUAAGCAGACUGCAGCCGAGGAGUUCUUGAGAGUUCUCCGGGAAUUCAAGCAAGUCGAGGGCGGAAGUCAGUGGAAAGUGGCACCAUCCGGCGACAAAGUCAACCAAGCUGACAAGGGCGAUUCUUCCACGCCGCAAUUGACUGACGAUGACAAGGCAGCGUUACAGGAAAUAAACUCUGUUCAAUGGGCUUUUGAUCACAUACGGUUCAAUAUCGACUAUCGGCGCUGGAAGCUCUUCUGCGAGUGGUGGCGCUGUGUCACAAACGAUGCACUGUCGGGGACAGACCUGGUCUCCGCCAACCACUUGGCCUUGGUGACUGAAAUCAAGAGUCUCGAGGACACACUCACCAACACCAAAGCUCGCUUGGAAAGUCUCAUAAGCAAUUUUUCACUGGAUAAGGAAAAAAAGGCGUCAAACUUCGAGUUAACAAAAGUUCCCUCCGAUUCCUUUGUCCAACGAAAAGACCCGACAGUGGCACUUCUCGGCUGCAAAUCCCCGUGGCCUGAUGGAUUCUCCGGCGCUCAGCCUGUGAGGUUGCUAUCUCAGUGCAUCAAGGCCUUCGAAGCUACAAAGUUCGGAGAUGACGCAUAUCAGGCUGCGAUGGACAUGACCGAUAAUAUAGUAUCCAUUCCCACUGCCGCUGCACUUGCUCAUGGAGAACACGUGGGCUAUAUGUGUGCCAGUGUAGGCGAUUCAUUGCUGGAUCUUAAACCCAACGAGGUCGUACCGCCAUAUUGCAACGCUGUCUUCAACACCGAGGCUGUCUUGGACAGCCCCCUCGUCCCUCUGUAUGUCGAAUGGGAGGCAGAAUACUUCCACAUCCCGUACAACCUCUGGGAACCUCAACACACCCGACGUACUGCUGCUCAAGUGUACCCAGAGCUGACACAGUCCUUGACUCCAACUAAGGAUGUCUCCAGUAGCAAGUCUCAUUACCCGCGGCGUGCAAUGGGUGGGAGGGCUCUAUUGCAUCCAAGCCCGGGCGCGUCAGUGGCAAACGUAUUGCGAAAUUCGGUUGGGAGACUGCCAGAAAGUGUGCUGGAGAGCGUUCUUGGGGUCGAUAAAAGAGAUCAAUUAUAUGCUGAUAUGGAUGCCAUUCCCUCCCUAGCCUGCCGUCUCGAUGGGUUUCAAGACCAGCUUGUCACUCUUGUCAGUGGGACAGCUCAUGUCCGUCCGACCCUUCCAGACGGGACUGCGAUGCCUGAAGCCGUCACUGCGGGCAAAGCUGCUGGAUUCACUGCCGAAACUCUGGAAAUGGUUCGCAAUCACUGCGAUCCGCUACCCUACGGAGAUGGCGUUGAUCCAGAGGCGGUAUUCAUUCCCGUAACUCAUGGACAAGUGAAGUUCAAGAAGUUCAAUGUGAUCGACAAGUUCGGCCGAGGAGUGGAAAUUGUUGAUGGAGGCGGUCUCACACCAUCUAUCUCAUCGGUGUACCAGCCGUCAACUCAUAUGGUUGACGGUAAAGAGACGCCCAAUGUCGUGGUUUCUAACGGAAACAAUUGUGAAUACUUUCAGAUCCCGCCAUCCAUCAAUCAGCCAGCAAGGCUGUUCAACGCGUAUCUGAAGCCGGGGGAAAGAGGCCAAAGUACCUGGAGGCCUUGCGGCGAGUGGGAAGAUCCUGUUUGUGGGUACAUCAUGUAUAACAGCGCCGAUCUUUCGUUGCAGGUGUUCACGUCAACUGGGGAUUUGCGAGCAGAGAUCCUGACUUCUGAGGGCAACACCGCGGCAAGAGUCGCUCACGUGAACCAACCUCCCAUGAGCGAUGGCCUUUUCGGGCCUCCUCUGACAGAUACUGCCGAUCAGUGGAAGAUGAAUAUCUUGGAUGACUUCAUCCAAAAUUUGAAGAUCAAACACUAUGCUCUGCGAAUGAUUGAGAUCCUAGGCGACGCUUCCAGCUGUAUGGCACCUCCUGCAGAAUCGUAUUCCAGCGUCAUGAACUCCGCCUUUGGUCGUCCUUUUGCGUUGGCCAUCGCUGGAUGGUCGAUUGAACUGAAUCACGAGGAACUGCAGCCCCAGACGAGACUUCAGAAUCUCGCUGGGAAAUUCUACUCGAAGCUUUCUGACUACGAGUUUCCUCUCCAUCUUGGACUGAAAGAGUACUCAGACGAUGGUCUGGCCGCAUAUAUUCCUUUACUGAAAGUAAAAGACGCCCCAACGCAGCCAGACUUCGGCAAGAUCUUUACGUUCUGGUCCAGCGGCGUGACUGAAACCGAUCUGAACAAAGACUUCACAUGUCACCCAAUACAUCCAUCUAGCUUGCCCACCCUGAAAGCCCGCCAUGUAGACUUGUUCGAAGGUGGCCAUCCCCUGGAAGUCGAUGAAAUGAUCAAAAGGCGCCAUGAGCAAAUUCUUCCCUUCUGUCUCCUUGUUGAUGUUUUCCACCCUGUGAAAGCCCAGACGGGCGUCCUCCCACCAUCAAGCCUGGCGCUUCCGGACUGGGCAGUGCAACAAGCACUGCGGAAGAUCAGGCUGUACUACCGUGCGGGGCCGUUCAUAUUCCGAGAAGAUCCCCUCAAAUCACCGAACCCGGCGGGAGCAGAGGACCCUCCAGCGCCGCCAGCUGCCGGUGAUGGGGUACAUGUCCCGGUCGUGCCGUACGGAAAGUGGUCAUGGUUGCAGCCUUAUAUUGCAGAUGGCGACAUGAAGUAUUAUAGCCAAGAUGUCAAUAAGGCCGAAGUAAAGGGUGAUGUUCUUGAAUUGCGCAAGUCCCCCUUCACAAUGGCCGAUGGUAUUCUGAUGUCGACCGAGCCGUUGCUCCAUGAAACCUAG
Fusarium proliferatum ET1 is the source of this 3954-nucleotide messenger RNA. RefSeq lists its product as uncharacterized. NCBI's taxonomy places the organism in Eukaryota, Fungi, Ascomycota, Sordariomycetes, Hypocreales, Nectriaceae. The record is from RefSeq and is a predicted model, not a curated record. Bases 1 to 3954 code for a protein of 1317 amino acids. The transcript has a single exon.